AGGAAUAUUAUCUCUCAUCGCCAACUUUUGAAGAGGAAGUAAAGAGAUCAUUCCCUUUCUAUUAACAUAAUCUAUAUUCGGUACAGCUACUAGACUAAUUUCACAAUUAUAUAUCCGGCGAUCUAUUCCAAGGAAGAUCGUAAAAAUUGAUCGAAAUGCUGCUUCUAAACCCGAUCUUACUAGUCGUUGUAAGCCUGGUAUUGGUCAUCACAUAUGUUUGGAAAUCUAUUGCCUCUCCCUUACGAACUCUUCCAGGUUCCAAAAUAUCACUGUUCACUUCCUGGAUCCUCAAGUAUCAUGAAUUCCGUGCCUAUCGCACUAGAUACAUCCACCGUCUUCACCAGCGGUAUGGGUCUGUUGUCCGGGUAGCCCCAAAUGAAGUAUCUUUCGCAAGCCUCGAGGGUGUCAAGGAGAUAUAUGGUUCUGCAGGGAGUGGCUAUGAUAAAACGGAGUUCUAUGACUUAUUUCGCAUGCUAGAUAGAAGGACUAUGUUUAGCACCCUCAAUAAAGAAGAUCAUGCUAAGAGAAAGAGAAUAUUGGCUGAUCGAUAUGCUAACACCAAUAUCCUAAAGCCUGAGUCAAUCAACGGAAUUAGAGAACGAUCAAGGAGGUUCAUAGAAAGGUGCUCGAAGUCUAUUGGUGACAGCAUCAAUAUUUAUAUCUGCUUACACGACUACGCAUUCGACUGCGCGACGCAUCAUCUUUUCCAUCCAUACGGGUCAGACUCACUGCGAAUACCUAAAGAUGAAGAGACUAUGAAGGAGGUGACCCUUGACGAUAGUCUUCAAAACCGACUUGUUCAGUAUUAUAGCCCAACUCUCCACAAGCUAGUCGGUGGUGUGAUAUCCCUAUUUGCCACGCCACGAUCGACGCCCCUAGCAGAUAACUUCGUCAUGUCAGCGACAGCAAAGACUGCACCUGCCCAAUUCACACUGAUAAAUCGCAUCCAGGAUAAGGGAUAUGAAAUGGACCGGAUCGACAUGGCUUCUGAGUGUCUUGACCACAUGGUCGCUGGGAUUGACACCACCGGCGACGCGCUAUGUUUCCUGAUGUGGGAGAUAUCGCAGCCGGGCUCAUUCCAUUUCCAGAGACGACUCCAAAAGGAACUCCUUGCUAACCCAAACACGCCAUUCGAUAAGCUACCAUACCUUGAUGCGCUCGUAUUGGAGGGGUUACGUUGCUUUCCGGCUAUCCCCAUGUCCCUUCCACGAUAUGUACCCUCUGGUGGUCGCACGAUCGACGGCUUCUUUGUCCCUCAGGGAACCAUUGUGAGCUGUCAGGCAUACUCUGCUCACCGCAUUGAUGAAUCCGUAUUCCCGCAGCCUGAUACGUUCGAUCCUGAUCGAUGGCUGCAAGAGACAGGAGAACUAGAUAGGAAACGAUUGUUCUUCGCCUUCGCUAGCGGGGGUAGAGGAUGCAUUGGGAAGCACCUCGCAUUAGCGGAGAUGAAAGUUCUGCUCAGAGACAUGUACUCACGGUUCACUUCGGCACCAGACCCUUCGAUGACGGCCCGAGAUAUGGAGAUGUCAGAUCAGAUAAUUUCAUCGCAGCCUAAGGCAAGGAGGUGUCUUCUCAGGUUGAUCCCUUUGGAGAGCUGAAGGGGGGUACAUAUUAGUGACAGAUAAAAAUUGGAUAUAUAAUAUCGGGCAAUAUAACACGUAGUACAUUGAAACCUGCCUUUUUGUCUGCAAGCAUCAGGCGA
This is a messenger RNA of Hypoxylon trugodes, 1702 nucleotides long. Its product is annotated as cytochrome P450 3A13. The coding region runs from base 156 to 1598 and encodes 480 amino acids. The record is from RefSeq and is a predicted model, not a curated record. The transcript is spliced from 7 exons. Lineage: Eukaryota; Fungi; Ascomycota; Sordariomycetes; Xylariales; Hypoxylaceae. Gene Ontology annotation, molecular function: oxidoreductase activity, acting on paired donors, with incorporation or reduction of molecular oxygen; heme binding; monooxygenase activity.